Molecule: messenger RNA, 954 nt
Organism: Botrytis deweyae
Lineage: Eukaryota; Fungi; Ascomycota; Leotiomycetes; Helotiales; Sclerotiniaceae
Exons: 1
Coding region: 1-954 (317 amino acids)
Source: RefSeq, a predicted model, not a curated record
AUGCCAAAACGCAAGAACAAACUCAAUCGAACCGAUCGCUUAAGACGGGAUACUGCACAUAUCGAACCACAUAAGGGCUUGGAAAUUGUAGAAGGAUCUUUCCAAGUCAUAACGAUCAACAAAGAUUGGCAAGUGCAUACUCAGCGCAGAGGUAAUAAGGCCUUCUUAGCACGACUCCCCGAAUAUCUACAAUAUACCAGGAGAAUCCGUAUCGAGAUUUUAUGCCGGGAUCCAGGAGACAGACGAGCGCACGAAGAUACCGCUCGGAAGACCGAAUUAUUGACCAAUAUAAGGGACUUGUUGAAUAAAUCCAACGAUAUCGAUAGUGUAGAGGUAAUCUUUUACAUAAAGAGGGAGGAAAACUCCGACCCAUACAUUCCUCAGCUUCAGGCUGUUAUUCCUCCCCACACCCCGAACUUCACGGAAUGGACGCUACAGUGCCAUUGGAGAAGGGGACCAAAGAUCAUCAAAGUGAAGCGCGAUUCUGAACUGGAAAGAAAGAUUACCACCCAUCCAUGGUUAAAUUUGCGACACGGUAGCCUUUUGAUCAUCAAAAUCGACCACACCAAGAAGCACAGACUACGCAAGAACAUCAAGUAUGUGGAUGAGCGCGAGGAAUUGCAGGAAUCAUUCUUCAAAAUUCUACCUCUCUUCUUGAACCAAGCAGCUGAAAUUCGUAUUGAAGUCACACCAUUGAAGCCCCAAUACUUGUUGGUACGUAUGUUUCAAAACGACAAGAAGAUGAUUGAAAGAAUGGUUCUACUUGUCAAUGAAUAUUGGAAAGUCGAGAGGAUCAAGGUUGUCUUUCGGGUUGAUGAACGUAAAACCAACUAUUCAAAUUUUGCAAGUUGUUUUGCUGACUUAAAGCCGGCUUGGAAACUUUUGGUCGUUAUUGAUAAGGAAAAUCGAAGGGGGAUACCACUAGGCUCGCUCGUUUCGCGCAGAAUUCGGUAA